Rhodofomes roseus is the source of this 2213-nucleotide messenger RNA. RefSeq lists its product as uncharacterized. The transcript has 13 exons. Bases 274 to 2205 code for a protein of 643 amino acids. Lineage: Eukaryota; Fungi; Basidiomycota; Agaricomycetes; Polyporales; Fomitopsidaceae. The record is from RefSeq and is a predicted model, not a curated record.
AGUCACAUGUUCCUGGAGAAGCAUUCUGACCUAGACCUUUGAUGGGAGUCUGGAGAGGGAAUGCGGCCUCCACGAGGCUUUUGACGACCACAUUGCGCACACAUUCCAGGCCUAUAUACAGCGGGCCCAUGCCUUCCUACUGCUUAACGGCCGACGUAGCUCACGGCAGUCACUUUCGUUCAUUCCUGUUUUGCCCCGGACCUAGCUGAAUUUUGCUCAAGCAGUCGCCUCGUGGAUCGAUCUUGAACACUCUUAUUCGACAUAUCGCCUUGUAUGCACUUUGCCUCUGAAUCAGUGUUGUCGAUGAGUGCGCCUGGCCCUAUAGUACAAAUCUCGCCAACCGUAGCGCAAGAGGUCAUUGCUCUGCAAGCUGCCGAGCUCAUCCGGCUUCGAAUUGAGCUCGGGUAUGACAGGUCGGGAAGCUCUCAGGGAGACGGUCGUGGAGUGGUGUCCCUUGAACAGUUCAAUGAGCUCCGAAGAGACCUCCUCGAAGCAGCGUUCGCACCCAAGGAGAACAACGACUCUCUACGUACGGAGCUUGUGUCUAUCAGUGAACGCAUGCGUGCGAUGCAGUGUUCGCUCGAAGAAUUUCUGUCUCGCACGACGCGCGUUGCCCCGAGUGACAACGGAACGCAGGUCGGCAGUUACCAGACGACGGCAGCAUUGAAUCUGUGUAUGUCUGAGAAGCAAGUUGAUGGGCUGACACACCAACUGGCAGUUGCUCGAGAAGAGCUCAGGGACGCACACAGCGCUAUCAGUCGUCUCGAAGACGAGCGUGCCAAAAAUGAGGCACGAGUGUCAGACUUAGUCAAACAGCUCCUCACUGCACAUGUCCAGUCUAGGGACCUACAAGAAUUACUCCAGAGAUCCCAGGAAGUGUACUCGAUUGCACAGGUGAGACGCGCAGUUCAUGGCCUCGUAAUGACUAUAAUGUCAAUGCAGACGAAGGUCUCGGGGAUGGAGGACCAGACGGCUUUUCUCCGCGACGAGAAUCAGCAACUAAGGCAGAGGACAGAGACGCUCACCGCCGAGUCCAACCAAAGACAGCUCCAUCUCGACGAGUUGAACGAGUGCUUUGCCUCUACCAUUGCCCACCACGAGGAAGAAGUGGCAUCGCUGUGCAUGGCCGUCGAAGUCGUGAAGGAUGGUCCAAGUCGCCCUAGCCUAUUAGGUACCGUACGCAGCAAAGUCGCUCAAGUCUACAAAGGUGUCGGGGGAUACUUGCCCCAGCAAUCCGCUACGAAUAUAUUUGAGCCUCCGACAGAUGAAAACCCGUCUCGAGCGACGGUUCUCGUAGAGGAGCCACAGUCCGAUGUCAAUGCCGAACCUUCCAGUGCAGUCCACUCCCGCGGUAAAGCCCGCGGCGAGGAAGAUACUGUCCUCGGUGACUCAGAUUCAAGUACUGCAGGAUCCGUGGUCAGUUUGACCGAUUUCGCGUCGGAGUCAAGCCCUAGGCCCGGAUCCGGGGAGCCAGAACAUAGCAGAGUCAUCCGACGUGAUUCCUCCCCUGACCCUUGCGAGUGCGCACUGGCACGCGUCUCCGAAACUCAGGGCAAUCCGUCCAGCUUUCGCCUACCUAGCGAGACGCUGGUGUCUUCUGCUGGUCUCUCACACGCCAGGACGGGCAGGAAGAUCGAAGACGUCCUUACGCCGCUUCCGAUGAAAGUCAUCACGCAAGCAGCCUUGGAUCACCUGCAAAGGACUUGCGGCAACACAAAUCAUCGCCUCUUUGUGAACACUUGUACCUUCGUCGUCGGAGAGUUCAUUGAGAGUCCGUACUUCGUCAAGCCGUCUAUGGUGAUCAACACCUUGGACGGCAAGUGGGUGCCAUGCAAGCACAAAGCCUUCCACAAGCGCGUAGCGAAGGGAUCCGUAGACUUGGUGGCCGCUGUAUCUCGUUCUCUAUACUACCUAGGGACAUAUACCAUAAUGGACACCCCAGAGCCUUGGACGGCCAACGACUUUGGACGACUUCCGGAAGUGACUCAACGAUGCGAGUCAGGCUCAGGGUGUCCAGCGAAACGGACCGUCGAUGAGGGUUGUUGCUGGUUGCUUGUGUUGGAAGUCAUGUACGCGAAACAAUAUAUAAAGCGAUUCACCGUGCCCAGUCAUUGUGAGAGUACUAGUGUAUUAGAAGCUGCUCGGUACUACUAUGCACUCACCAAGUUCAAGUUGCAUCCGACGACCUCACUGCCAUGGUCCUAAUCAGAAAU